AUGGCUCUCUUUGUGCGCCAGGUCGUUACCUUGACUCUCAAGAAUCUCCUGCUUGCUUUUGUCCGGCGCUGGUUCUCGACCUUAAUCCGAGCGUUUCUUUUGCCUUGCGUCUUUGUCGGCUUCCUCGUCUAUGGCAUUGGUGACCCCACGCCGAUUCGAAGUCUGUCCGAAGCGCUGGAUCUGGUCUCUGGUGGCAGAGAUAAACUUGUUUUCGUGAACAACGGGUUUACAGAUGGUCCCAUUCAAUCAGUCAUUGAGAAAGUCGUGAAUGAUACUGGGUCAUUUGGUGGUCGCGUCGAGAUAUUGUCACAAGAGGAGGAGCUCUUGACUGUGUGUCGGAACUCGAUCAGAGGAACUUCGUCAUGCAUAGCCGGCGCUGUCUUUUUCUCCUCACCCUCUGAAGGAGAGGCUGCUCGGUGGAAUUACACUAUCCGUGCAGAUGGCGGACUUCAGUCCAAAAUUGUGACUGACUCCUCCAAGAACGAUGUCGAGAUCUACUUGCUUCCCCUGCAGCACGCCAUUGACCGUGCCAUUUCGGAGGCUGAGGCCGGCACUAAUGGAGCUACAGUUCUGCCUGAUGCAGCAGAAGAAUACCCUUACACUUCCCAGACCAAAAAGGAGCGGCUGAGACGCAUCCGAACCCGAUAUAUGGGAGGCAUCAUCGACAUCCUAGCUGUGGCUUUCUUCAUUGGGGUAGUAGGUGUUACGUACCAGCUUACUGGAGUCAUCGCCUCAGAGAGAGAGAAUGGAAUGGCCCAGCUUCUUGAUUGCAUGAUGCCCAAUUUGAAGAGAUGGCAACCACAGAUGGCACGAAUUAUCGCUAACCACCUGGCAUUUGACCUGCUCUACGGGCCGGGUUGGAUCAUCAUGGCAAUUAUUCUCUGUGCAGGUGUCUUCAGCAAUACUUCAGCUGGCAUUGUCAUCAUCUUCAAUAUUCUGGCCGGACUGUCGAUGUCAUCCUUUUCAAUUCUGGGAGCUGCGUUCUUUAAGAAAGCCCAGCUGAGUGGAAUCACUUCUGUCAUCGUAAGUCUUCUACUUGCCAUCAUCGCGCAGGUCGCCAGCAAGGCCGGCACAGCAUCUGUCGCCAUACUUUCUCUUCUUUUUCCACCUAUGAAUUACGUAUACUUCAUCAUUUUCAUGGCUCGCUGGGAAAGACAGGACCUUGCCACGAAUCUGGUGAGACGGGCGCCGAAUAACACAUCCGCUUUACCCGGCAUUGCUCUCUGGAUCUUUUCGAUAAUUCAGAUUUUUGUCUUCCCAAUCCUUGGUGCUUAUGUCGAACGUACGCUAUAUGGAACAGUGUCGCAAAGUCGAAAGACCACAUAUUCAGACGACACUGCCUCUAUUUCAUUGUCUGGGUUCACCAAGGAGUAUCCGCCUUCGUGGUUGGCGAGAAUUCGCGCAUUCUUCACGAGGAAACAACUCACCACUGUACUCGCCGUUGACAAUCUAACCUUAGAUGCCACACGAGGCCAUAUAGUGGUGCUACUAGGCGCCAAUGGAAGCGGGAAAUCCACCACUUUGGACGCAAUUGCUGGUCUCAGUUCCAUCACCUCUGGUGAUAUAACCGUCAACUUUCCCGAGGCAAACACAGGUCUAGGGUUUUGUCCUCAGAAAAAUGUGCUAUGGGAUGAUCUGACCGUGGAGGAGCAUGUUCGCAUUUUCAACCGCAUCAAGAGCCAGAAGCCCUCUUCGAAAGAAGACAACCUGCAACUUCUGGCCUCAUGCGACAUCGUUCGAAAGAUGAGUGCCCGUUCAAAGACGUUGUCAGGAGGUCAGAAGCGCAAGUUACAGCUGGCUAUGAUGUUUACUGGCGGCUCGCGAGUAUGUUGCGUGGACGAGGUGUCCUCGGGUCUUGAUCCAUUAUCACGGCGGAAAAUCUGGGAUAUUCUGCUUGCUGAACGUGGGUCGAGGUCGAUCGUUCUCACCACACAUUUCCUCGACGAAGCUGAGCUCCUUGCUGAUCAUAUCGCUAUCCUGUCGAAGGGCAUUCUGAAGGCCUCAGGGACUUCGGUAGAGUUGAAACACAAACUCGGCUCUGGCUACCGAGUUCAUAUCUAUCACACCCAUGGGUCUCAGCAGCUUUCAGCGUACAUGGAUGUCAAUCAUGUGCGACGAGACGAUCAAACGAUUUAUGCCUUGACAGACUCGGCAAAGACGGCAGACUUUCUACGUCGCAUCGAAGGCGAGGGGGUCGUGGAGUACCAGGUCAAUGGUCCCACCAUCGAAGACGUCUUUCUGAAGGUGGCUGAGGAGGUGAGACGGUCGGAAGGACUGGCGGAAAAGGCGGGCUCCGAUCCCAUCCUCCAGGAGGUCGGUAGUCACAGCAGUACUGAGAUUGACCCCGACAGCGCUUCCAAAACAAUGAUUAGAGACGAGUCUUCGGGAGAAACCCCUCAGCUUCUGGACGGACGUCGCAUCAGCAUGCCUCAACAAGCUCUCGUACUUUUCUCCAAACGAUGGGUCGUACUCCGUCGGAACACUCUUCCCUAUCUUGCGGCAUUACUGAUUCCAAUCAUUGCUGCUGGACUCGUCACUCUCUUCCUCGACAAUUUUGAAAAGACGACCUGCAAUCCGGCGUCAUUAGCUCUGGUGUCCGAUAUUGAGUCGUUAUCAUCGCAGAUUGAUUACGAUCUUGUGGCAGGACCACGAGAUCGUCUGGGGCAAAAUGCAAUCCAACUUUUCGCUUCCACACUCGCCGGCAGCACGGGUGUUGCAGGAAUUGCAGCAAAUACAACAAAGCUGCUAGAUUCUAUCCAUCUCGUCGAUACCCUCGAUGAAUUCAACAACUACAUCGAGACCAGGUUUGCCAAUGUGACCCCUGGAGGUUUUUUCCUGGGAGACAAAACUUCACCGCCAACAUUUGCCUGGCAGGGAAACGGAAACCUUGCAUUUUCGGUCAUUAUACAGAAUGCCAUGGACACCUUGUUGACCAAUAUCUCCAUUUCAAAUCAAUACCAAGCCUUUGACGUGCCUUGGGGUGCCGACGUUGGAAAAGCAUUGCAAUUGAUCACGUAUUUUGGGCUCGCCAUGGCAGUCUACCCAUCUUUCUUCGCCCUGUAUCCAACAAUUGAGCGGCUGCGCAACGUUCGAGGACUCCAUUACAGCAACGGCGUCCGAUCGGCACCUUUGUGGCUUGCAUACACUUCGUUUGACUUCGUCAUUGUCGUCCUUACCAGCUCGAUCACUAUUAUCAUCUUCCGGGCAGUGACUGAUGUCUGGUAUCACAUUGAAUACCUCUUUGUGGUGUUCUUUUUGUAUGGCCUGGCUUCGACACUGUUGUCGUAUGUCAUCUCCCUCUUCUCGAGGUCGCAACUCGCAGCCUUUGCAUUCGCGAGUGGUGGUCAGGCCGUGAUGUUCUUGCUUUACUUUAUUGCUUACAUGUCGGUCCUCACCUAUUCACCGAUCGAUAAGAUAGACAGGAACGUCAAUAUCUGUCACUUCACAAUCGCAGCCAUCUCUCCCGUGGCCAACCUGACCCGCGCACUUUUUGUUACUCUUAACGUGUUUUCGAUCACCUGCAGAGAUCGAGAAUUUGCUUCUUAUGCUGGAUCAAUGACCACGUUUGGCGGUCCCAUCUUGUAUUUGAUUUUGCAAUCAUUCUUGCUCUUUGCGCUACUAUUGUGGUGGGAUUCGGGUCCUCUGUUUCGACGGUUCGGGAAAAAACAACAGGAAGAAGAGGUGGAAGAGAGAGACACCAUGGAAGCAGAAGUCUCCAACGAACUCACAAGGGUGUCAUCGUCGCAAGACGGUCUUCGUGUUCUAAAUCUCACCAAGCGAUUUGGCAAAACGCUCGCCGUGAACAAUGUCACAUUUGGAGUGCCUCGUAGUGAAGUCUUUGCCCUCCUCGGGCCAAACGGAGCUGGAAAGUCGACGACAAUCUCCCUGAUACGAGGUGACAUCCAGCCCAGCCGUCGAGGAGGCGAUAUUCUGGUCGACAAUGUCUCGGUGAUCCGACACCGGGCGCAGGCGCGCUCUCGACUUGGUGUCUGCCCUCAGUUCGACGCGAUGGAUACCAUGACCGUCUCGGAGCACCUGCAUUUCUAUGCCAGAGUCCGAGGUGUGAGCGAUCCCCGGCACAAUGUCGAGGCGGUGAUGCGAGCGGUUGGCCUCGAGCAGUAUGCACAUAGGAUGGCGGCCAAAUUGUCUGGUGGCAACAAGCGCAAGUUGUCCCUUGGGAUCGCGCUCAUGGGCAACCCAAGUGUCCUCCUGCUGGACGAGCCUUCUUCAGGCAUGGAUGCGGCGAGCAAGCGCGUCAUGUGGAGGACGUUAGAAUCGGUGGUUCCUGGUCGAUCUCUGGUGCUCACGACUCAUUCAAUGGAGGAAGCAGACGCACUCGCAACACGAGCUGGUAUCAUGGCAGGCAAAAUGUUGGCACUUGGGACAACUGACUAUCUUCGCAGAAAACACGGCGACGCGUAUUAUGUCCACCUCGUACAUAGCAGAGCCCCACACGCCUCCGAUGAAGACAUGCUGCGCAUUCGAAACUGGAUACAACGGAAUUUCCCCAAUGCGAAUAUCGAAAGUAAGGUAUAUGCAAGUCAGAUCCGAUUUUCGGUCCCACCCAAAACUUUGUACGCGAGCAAGGAUGGCGAAAUUAGUGUUGAAUCUGGGAUCGCGGCUCUAUUCACUGCCCUAGAGACAAACAGGUCAGAGUUGCAGAUUGAAUACUACAGCGUCAGUCGCGCAACGUUGGAUCAAGUUUUCCUCAAUAUCGUGGGCAAGCACAAUGUUGAAGAAGAGGGCGGCGAAGGACCCCUUGCGCCACAGGCCAGUUUCGUCAAGGAGCUCUCCCGGCUGCGGUCUCGUCUGGCACAUAAAUGA
Messenger RNA from Fonsecaea monophora, 4824 nucleotides. RefSeq lists its product as hypothetical. The record is from RefSeq and is a predicted model, not a curated record. Gene Ontology annotation, biological process: transmembrane transport; lipid transport. Gene Ontology annotation, molecular function: ATP binding; lipid carrier activity; ABC-type transporter activity. The transcript is spliced from 2 exons. Gene Ontology annotation, cellular component: intracellular membrane-bounded organelle; membrane. The coding region runs from base 1 to 4824 and encodes 1607 amino acids. Lineage: Eukaryota; Fungi; Ascomycota; Eurotiomycetes; Chaetothyriales; Herpotrichiellaceae.